Molecule: messenger RNA, 3829 nt
Organism: Manduca sexta (tobacco hornworm)
Lineage: Eukaryota; Metazoa; Arthropoda; Insecta; Lepidoptera; Sphingidae
Product: venom carboxylesterase-6
Exons: 11
Coding region: 398-2302 (634 amino acids)
Molecular function (GO): hydrolase activity
Source: RefSeq, a predicted model, not a curated record
GCCGAUUUAUCUAUGAAAAGUGUAGUUACAAAAUGUAUAGCUAUUGUGGUUAUAUUAGGUUUUAAUAGAAUAUCGAAAGUUUAGAUAAUGAUUUUGUUCUGCGGUGGUGGUGGUCGGUGUUGGGUAACAGUUCUCUGAGUCGGUGACGGCAGCGAGAGUGCUGCUAGUGAAGCGGACGUCACGAAGCCACGCGAGUGUACGCUCUAAAAAGCUAAGAAAUACAUGCGAACUUUGAAAACUUUAAAGUUAUCGUGUUCGAUAGUUUGCCAGAUUAAUAGUUGAUGGAUACACCACUACCAAGUGUUGUGAUUUUGUAAAUCGCCGGGUCAGGCGAGGCAGGCAACAACUCAAGAAACUUUCAACAUUUAGUGCUGACUGUUGAAGACACUGAAAAAAGAUGCGCGUGUGGUGGCACGCGAGCGUGAUGUGCGCAUGCGCGCUGGUGCUGCGCAGCGCCGCUCUACCACCCGCCACGCUCGGGGACGUGGUCGCCAAUGCUGCUACCAGUCUCAACUCCAUGAAGGUAACUGGAGCGUGGCGUCGGUUAUCGAGCACAGUGAGUGAGUCUGUGGGGUUGAAGCAUGCCUUGCGCCGUCUGCAGGCCGUGCCAGCCCGCGCCGCAAGACUCGUCCACGCCUUAGUAGACCGCAUGCGCGUCGGCGGUGGGCCAAUUGUUUUCACGCAAAUUGGCGCACUACGAGGCCGCAAGCUUGUCACUAGAACCAACAAUCAGACUCCUUACUACAGUUUCAAAGGCAUUAGGUAUGCUCAGCCACCCCGAGGAUCGCUCCGGUUCCGACCGCCAGUCCCUCUGGAGUCGUGGUCUGGGGUGCGAGAUGCCCUGGAAGAAGGCGCAGUGUGCCCUCACAGGUUCAUGCUGUUCGACACGUAUAAGGGCGACGAGGACUGCUUGUUCCUCAAUGUGUACACACCGGCAUUGCCCGACAAACUUUCUGGUUAUAAUCCAAAGUUAGUCGUGAUGGUGUGGAUACACGGAGGCGCAUUCGCAGUGGGCUCGGGCAAUGCGUUUCUCUAUGGGCCUGACCACUUGGUGAGCGCUGGAGUCGUGCUGGUCACUCUUAACUACAGGCUCGGAGCGUUGGGCUUCUUGAGUCUUGAAAACGAUGAAGUUCCUGGAAAUAUGGGCCUUAAGGACCAAGUGAUGGCACUAAAGUGGGUGCGGGACAACAUUGAAGCGUUCGGCGGCGAUCCAAACCGCGUCACAAUAUUCGGCGAAUCAGCCGGCGCCGCCUCCGUCCACCUUCACAUGCUUUCACCUGAGUCAAAGGGUUUAUUCCACCGUGCCAUAGCUCAGAGCGGAGUUGCACUCUCCCCAUGGGCACUUGCUCAGCACCCCAGUGAACGUGCCUUCGAACUGGGCAGGGAACUUGGCAUCGACACUAAUAAUACAGCCGAACUUUUAGGUUACCUUCGCGCAACUCCGAGUGAGUUGCUAGUGAAAGCCGGUGCGCGCAUAGCCGUGGCGGCGAGCACGUCCGCCGACCUGCAGAGCACCGUGGCGUUACCAUUCCUCCCGGUCCUGGAACCUGAAGCACCUGGCGCCUUCCUCACUAAAUCCCCAAAAGAAUUACUUCCCGGUGCUGAUGUACCGUUCCUGACAGGCUUUAACGCACAGGAAGGCAUCAUACUUUUAAGACGUCUUCAACGAUACCCCAAACUACUAGCACAACUAGAACACGAGUUCAAACGUGUGGUGCCUCCAGAACUACGGCAAGAAGACGAUCAACUAACACAAAAGAUCACAGAAGCCAUACGCGCGUUUUAUUUCCAACAGCGUCCAGUCGACAUCAGGAAUAUUGACAGCCUCAUUGAUCUGUUUACAGAUGUAAUGUUCUUACGUCCGAUGUUGGAAACUCUACACCUCUAUGGAGCUUCAAACAGAACAAGUCCCACGUUCGUCUAUCGAUUCGCCUUCGACGGAGCGUUGGGACUGUUCAAACGCAUGCUCGGCAUUACUCAUCCUGGAGCUUGCCACGGAGACGAGAUGGGCUAUCUCUUCUACUUUUCCAGAAUAAAUUAUAGACUAGACGAAGGCUCCACAGAAUUACUGGUAUCUAGAAAAAUGGUUCAAAUGUGGACUAAUUUCGCGAAAACUGGGAAUCCGACACCGCCUGUUGAUUAUGAGUCAGUGGUAGACUUCAAGUGGUUACCAAUAAAUGGCAGCACAUCCCACAUAGAUUACUUAGACAUCACGGGCAACUUCACCAUGGAGGCCAAUCCAGAAGAAAAGAGGAUAAGUUUUUGGAACUGGCUGUACGAAAAUUACGCGAGUAAACCUUGAAGUGAAGUGAAGUGAAGUGACAAUGCAGGGACUAGUUAAAUUGAAAACACUAGUGCGUGCUGCGCUGCAGUGUUAACUGUAACCUACCAAUAUGCAAUCUCUGUGAAGGUUUAUGAACGCAGCGAAGGACAUUUCAGUUUCCUUGAAUGUGAUAGACGUUGUGAUAUCCAUGAUGUUACAUCUUAUAUAGAUACAUACGGUAAUCAUGUAAGUCUAACACGUAUGAAACAUACAAAUGUUAGUAGUUAAAGGAUUUAUAUGGAACGUGAUCAGACUACUUUAAUAUAAAAAUUCUACGUUCUGAUAUACUUAUACAGAUAAUAUUCAUAAUGGAACUGAGAUAAAUGCUUGUAAUGCUAUAAAAAGUUGUUUUCGCAUUUUUAAAACCAAGAAAAAGCAUAAAUAUGCAGGUUGAAAGAGUUUAAACUUGUUUGAAAAGUUACUACUGGAACGUUGAUUGAUUUUGUCCUUGUAAAAUUACUGAAAUCCUGAGAAAUCCGUUUUCAAAUACUUACUUAGAUGGCUAGGAAAUAUUUGGUCAUGCCUUAAUCCGAAAAUACAAUUCAAAUAAUUCAAUAAAGUGACAAGAUGCUAAUUAUCUAUUGGCGUAAUAUUUGAUGUGACGAAAGUGUAAAUUAUAAAUAAAAAUAUGAUCUGAGCACUUAUCUAUAUAAAAUCCUGAUAAACGUGUGUGUGGAAGGCAUUGUCAUAACUCUCGAAUCACGUGACGCUGCAUGUAAUACGAUAGCUUUGGACUUGUUGCUAGAUUCGAGUUUGGACGUUUAUUUAUGUAAGCGUGAUAAGUCACCGAAGUUUCGUCUUGAAGGUGUGAUAAUGACGGUAACGCAAUAUUUGCGUAGCUCAGUAACAUAUUAUGAACCUGCACUAAAUAUUUCGUGCCUCACAUCAAUUAGUUAUAUAUGAACAAAAAUGUGUCACAACACGAAUGUGUCAGUGUAGUUCAGUUAGUAAGUACUUUGUGGUAACAAAUGUAAAUACGCACUUGUUAAAUGCCCCAUCAUAGGUACAGCUGAGAUCGAUCUAUAUGACUGGUCUAAAAUUAUUUCCUUCUCUAAGAGAAUAUCUAUGCCUCUUUUUAUGACUUCAAGCUCAUGAUAAGGGUUACAUUGACAGCGACUAUAGUAAACAGCGUGUUAAGGCUGUAAAUGGUGAAGUCAUACGACCAAUUUCCAAGUGCGAAUUAUGUAAAUUGUUUCUGUAAUAAAAAAUACUUGAGGAGCCAGGAUUUAUAAGCUAUACGAAAUAUAGUAAUGGGCUCGCCCCAAUCACAACUUAAAACAGAUUUGAAUAUCUCUACUGUGUAGUGACGUUAUUACAAAAUAUUAUCUAUUUUGAAUAUCAUCACAUACUUUCAGGGAUAUAGGCAGAUCUACUCAAGUUAUUUUACUAUGUAGAUAACGUUGUAAUUUUGUGGAAAUUGUUACUAUUGUGUAUUCGUAUUAUUCUUUUGUAAAUAAUAAAUUCAUUAUGUUGAUAAUAAAGUUGCAUUAAAAUCGUUGUAUUAUA